Messenger RNA from Orycteropus afer afer, 966 nucleotides. RefSeq names its product olfactory receptor 11H6-like. The transcript has a single exon. Gene Ontology annotation, cellular component: membrane. Gene Ontology annotation, biological process: G protein-coupled receptor signaling pathway. Lineage: Eukaryota; Metazoa; Chordata; Mammalia; Tubulidentata; Orycteropodidae. The record is from RefSeq and is a predicted model, not a curated record. The coding region runs from base 1 to 966 and encodes 321 amino acids. Gene Ontology annotation, molecular function: olfactory receptor activity; G protein-coupled receptor activity.
AUGAAAUAUCCAGGAGUGAAUAACUCUGACCUUGUGAGUGAAUUCAUUCUUCUUGGAUUCCCCUGUACCUCAGAGAUGCAGAUCUUCCUCUUCUCACUCUUCUCUGUGACCUAUGCCCUAACAUUGAUUGGAAAUCUGUGCAUUAUAUGUGCUGUGAGGUGGGACCACCAACUCUACACCCCCAUGUACAUCCUACUGGCAAAUUUCUCCUUCCUAGAGAUCUGGUAUGUUACUUCCACGGUUCCCAAUAUGCUAGCAAACUUUCUGUCUGAUACCAAAACCAUCUCUUUCUCUGGCUGCUUCCUCCAAUUCUACUUCUUCUUCUCCAUGGGCACCACUGAGACCUUCUUCUUGUCCAUCAUGUCCUAUGAUAGGUACCUUGCCAUCUGUCAGCCCCUGCACUACCCCUCCAUCAUGACAACCAGACACUGCAUCAGACUGGGAGCCUGCUGCUGGGCAUGUGGCUUCUCCUGUUUCCUCCUCCCAGUUUAUCUCAUCUCCAAGCUUCCUUUUUGUGGCCCCAAUACUAUUGAUCACUUUCUAUGUGACCCAGGGCCCCUGAUGAAGUUAUCCUGUAUGCCAGCUCCUGCCACUGAGGUCAUCUGUGCUGUCUUUAACUCUGUCCUCAUUUUCUCCACUUUCCUCUUCAUUACCAGCUCUUACACUCUGGUGAUUAGAGCUGUGCUGAGGGUCCCAUCAGCAGAAGGCCGGCGUAAGGCCUUCUCCACAUGUGGUUCCCACCUGGCUGUGGUGUCCCUAUUUUAUGGCUCCAUCAUGGUCAUGUAUGUGAGCCCAACAGCAGGCAAUCCAGCUGGGAUCCAGAAAAUUGUGACUUUGUUUUAUUCUGUAUUGACUCCGCUUUUCAACCCAUUGAUCUACAGUCUCCGGAAUAAGGAGAUGAAGGAGGCACUGAGGAAACUAUUUAGGACAUUGAGGUUUGCUCAAAGACAAACUCUCAGGAACUAG